This is a messenger RNA of Caenorhabditis remanei, 621 nucleotides long. RefSeq lists its product as uncharacterized. The record is from RefSeq and is a predicted model, not a curated record. Bases 1 to 621 code for a protein of 206 amino acids. Gene Ontology annotation, molecular function: nuclear import signal receptor activity; Hsp70 protein binding. NCBI's taxonomy places the organism in Eukaryota, Metazoa, Nematoda, Chromadorea, Rhabditida, Rhabditidae. Gene Ontology annotation, biological process: protein import into nucleus. Gene Ontology annotation, cellular component: nucleus; cytosol. The transcript is spliced from 5 exons.
AUGUCAGGAAUCUUCGGAGUAAUCGUGUCGGGACGGACACCGAUCGAGGUGCUUCCAGUCUCGGAUUCAGAAUUCUCGUGUGAAAUCGUCAAUGCGGAUUCCAUCAAUCACGUCGUCGUCUUCCUCACCGGCGCUCAGCCGUUUCCAGAUGGAAUUGGUGGUUCUGUAUAUAUUCGUUGGCCGACGACAGACGGCGGAAAUUGGCACUAUUUGGGAUUCAUUUGCAAUCAGAAGCCAAGUGCAAUCUUUAAAGUUGCACAGCUCCACAAAUCGGAUGCCUCUCACAGCGGUGUGUUCAACAGUGGUCAACAAAUGCAAUUGUAUUCGAGUGGCUCCGCCCAAAUCGGAAUAAAUGCAGAGAGUUUAUCAAUUAUUGAGGGAAGACAGGCGGCCGAUGGUACUCAGGCCAGUCAACAGUCGACACUGGUUGAAUUUGCGGAAAAGAUGAUAAGAAAUCUCAUCAACCACACCGAAUCAUUCACACAACGUCUUGUCGACCCGGCUACUGGAGGACGCACCCAAGAGUACAUCCCAGUCACCGCCUUCCAAUCCUGGUACAACUCAUUCUCCCGUCGUUUCCAAGCGAAUCCCUACUUCUGGAGAGCUCUCAACAAUUCUUGA